AUGGUCCCGUUCCAGCACAUUGAUAUUUGCGUCCCCGUGACGGCGCUGAAAGCGCUGGUGUUGAGGGAUGUCAAGGUUCUCCUCCAGGCCCAAGGCACUUACAUCAGAUUGAUUGAUGAAGUGAGCGGGCGACUGCUCUCGGAGCUGAAGACUUUCAAGAGAAACCAUGUACAUGGCUUUGUGGUCCUCAGCCAAAGGGAGCAAGAUGCGGAAAACGCACAGACUCGCCUCAUUGCCUGGGGAGGGCAGUCCGUGAGAGCUUUUGAUCUGUUGCUUUCCCGCAAUGAGGCUCAAAAAGUGCCCGAGGCGAGCCUGGUUGCUGCGAGUGCAGAAUACCAGGCGCCGGAUUGGAUCCUUGCUGGUUGCGCCCUUGGCGGCGACGAUGUCACUCAGAGCGCAUACGUCCUGACGGCUCACAAUGCUGUCUUUGGUCUGUAUCUAGCGAAUGGGGACCAGUCAAAGUACAAGCAUGCCAUCCAUAUACGACCACUUGUUGCUGGAGUGAACACUAUUCUCUAUUCAGCGGAUAUUGUCUCCCUUUCGGAAUCUCACCUCUUGUUUGCUGCCGGGACUGUCUUUGGCGAAAUCAUCGUUUGGUCCUGCUUCCUAUCGGACAAUGGCGAGGCAACUGGCUCCAUACAUCACUUCUUCACCGGCCAUGAGGGGUCCAUCUUUGGGGUUCGGAUAUCUCCUGUGAUCGCUUCCCUGCGCGGAGAUCAGAGCGGACGGCUGCUGGCUAGCUGUAGCGAUGACAGGACAGUCCGGAUCUGGGAUAUCUCUGAUUGCGAGCGCACAUCUCGUCACGAUGCUCCUGCUUAUUCAACAGAUGGCUUCGAGCUCCGGAGCACAGGGUUUGGCGCAGUAGCCCCCGGUAAUGAGCUCGGAUCUGAGUCAACGAUAGCAAGUGCUUUUGGACACCUGGCUCGUAUUUGGGGGGUGCACUUCCUACCCUUAGAACACGGCCCGGGCAAGAUGAGCCUGCUCUCCCGGGGCGAGGAUGCGACAUGUAUACUGUGGGACCUCACUUGGGACCCGUCUUCGCAGAAGCCCGAGUUCAAACUGAAGGAAGGGCUGUCUAUCCGCAAACACACCGGCAAGCAUGUCUGGUCUCUUGAUGUGCGCAGCACGGCUACCGGGGCAGUCAUCUAUAGUGGAGGUGCUGAUGGGGCUGUUAAGAACUUCACCAUCAAGGAGGAGAACGGGGCGUUUGUGUUGCCUAACCUGGAAAAUCGCAUUGCAACGUCAGUCGAUGCUCAAAACCCGGAGCCUUAUCUUGAGACGUCCAUCAAAGGCUUUGAAUUUGUCUCCCAGGAUCGGUUUGUUGCUGUGACCGUCCGCGGUGAGGUUCAGAUCGGACAAAUCCAGUCCCUAAACUGCGGUAAACAACACAUCUUCAAGGAGACGGUAUUCGUCGAAGAAGAUCUACGCUCGUAUUCCAUCAUUGGCAGCUUACCGCAGAAAGGUGUGGCCCUUCUGGGGAAUGCAAGAGGUGUGAUUCGAUGCUACAGUCAUAACACAAAAUCCCUUACAAGACUCGUCGACACCGGCAAAAGGCCGCUGGGCUUGUAUGUCCUUGACUAUGACCCAGCAUCACCAUCCGGGGCGAACCUGAUCUUCGUCGCCGCUUAUCCUAAGACCGAGAUCGCGGAUUUGUUCAUUGUCUCGAUGUCGGAAGACGCAGAGCCUCGUGUGGAUAAGACAACGCUGAAUCUUCCGCACGGCUUUGUUGUGACAUGCGCAUCUUUGAUCCAUGAUAACAAGCACUUGGCGCUGGGUUCCGUGACGGGCAAUUUCGCUCUGUACCGGGUAGCGAGGGAAGGAAGUCUCGAGCCAGUCUUGCCCCCUGUCAAGCUACAUGGUCGCGACGGACUUAGCUUUAUCGCACCCUUAUCCUCGCUAUAUGGCGAGAAGGGAGAUUUGCUGCCGUACUUUUUGACCUGUGGGCGAAAUGGUACUUACGGUGUUCACGAGCUGGUCAUUUCAGAUGGUGUCGAGCCAUCGGUUGCUUUCAGAACCCUCCACUUUUCUUCUCUCGCUUUCAACUGCGAAAUCCAGGGAGCGUAUAUCGAUAGCGUCACCCAAGAUCUUAUGAUCUACGGGUUCCAGCCCAUGGACUUUGUGCUCUGGAACGAGUCGGCACAGACAGAGGUCGCUAGGCACAAAUGCAACGGGGGACGACGAGCCUGGGCCUUCCAGCCUAGCCAAAAGAAGCCGUGGGCUGGGUCAUUCCUGUGGAUUCAAUCUAGCUUCCAUGCCCUCGAGAUCGAACCCGACGCCAGCCGCACGUUGCGUUCCGGUAGCCACGGGAGAGAGGUAAAGGCCAUGUGUUCCGAGGACACGAAUGUGCGUAUAUUUGCACCCAGUGAGCCGCAGUCAGAGAGCCGCUGGGGCGCGUUCAAGUGUCUGCGUCUUCUGAGGGAGCAUCAUACCGGGCUUCAGAAUGUGGGGUGGUCCAAGGACGGCAAAUUUAUCUUCACGAGCGGUGGUUAUGAACAGUUCUUUGUCUGGCGGACGCAAUCGAUUCCCCGGUUUGGUCUCGGGACGAUGCUGGAUGGAUCGUGCCCCAAGAGCGAUCCAAACUCUGAUCUCCGAGUGACAAGUUUUGACGUGUUGGAGGUGGAUGGAGAGCAGGCAGAGAACGGAUUCCUUCUCUGUUUGACCUAUUCAAACUCCACUAUAAAUAUCUUCCAUUACUCAUCCUCCUCCGCAAUCGACCAAGGCAUCUUUACCUUGCUGGCAAGUGGCACGUAUAUGAGCAACUGUCUGACGCAAGCACAGUUCAUGCUCAAGGGAGAAUCGCUGAGCUUGAUCACAGCCUCGACGGAUGGUUACUUUACGCUCUGGGAUCUGACUUCCGUCCUCGAGCCGUUCUAUACGAUGUCCACACCCCUGCGUCUGAAACACCCCAUCACGGGAGAGUCGAUAACGCCAGGCAGUAUCUCAUGUGAGAACCGCUACCUGAUCCACUGGAACAGCAUCAAGUCCUUGGAGCUGGCCGAUCUAUCAGAGAAAUUGUCCUUGAUCGUUGCUGGUGGCGACGACAAUGCAAUCACCGCGACUCUCCUGGACACGAGUGUCGAAACUGAUGCUGCUGCCUGCACCAUCACCAUCCCCGAUGCCCAUGCAGCCUGCAUUACUGCUACAAAGAUAAUCAAACAGAGCCCAAACCCAAGCGACGGAACCGCACGGUUUGCCGUUGCUUCCUCCGGGAACGACCACCAGGUCAAGAUCUGGUGGAUCGACAUAGACACCAGGAAGGACGGACAGGACCGCAUCCAGAUCAGCAAAGCAGCGGAACGAUACAGCUGCGUCGCGGACAUCUCCUCCCUGGACAUUGUCCACGAUGAGUCAGGCGCAAGCAAGCUGAUUGUAUGCGGAGCUGGCAUGGAGAUGAUGAGUCUCCGGUUGUAGGAGGUAUGAUCCUUACGAUGCGAUGAGAUGAGAUGUUACAUGCACAUAGAAACAGAACAUAGAAUAGAGCGUGUCAUAGCGAG
Molecule: messenger RNA, 3494 nt
Organism: Aspergillus heteromorphus CBS 117.55
Lineage: Eukaryota; Fungi; Ascomycota; Eurotiomycetes; Eurotiales; Aspergillaceae
Product: tRNA (34-2'-O)-methyltransferase regulator RTT10
Exons: 4
Coding region: 1-3411 (1136 amino acids)
Biological process (GO): tRNA methylation
Cellular component (GO): cytoplasm
Molecular function (GO): protein binding
Source: RefSeq, a predicted model, not a curated record